This is a messenger RNA of Drosophila takahashii, 2071 nucleotides long. RefSeq names its product glycoprotein 3-alpha-L-fucosyltransferase A (gene FucTA). NCBI's taxonomy places the organism in Eukaryota, Metazoa, Arthropoda, Insecta, Diptera, Drosophilidae. Gene Ontology annotation, cellular component: membrane. The record is from RefSeq and is a predicted model, not a curated record. Gene Ontology annotation, molecular function: fucosyltransferase activity.
CAUUUUGGGCGCAGUUGCAAAAGUUACGUGAAAAGGCAAAGGACGACCGUUACUUUUAUACCUCCCUGCGAGUCUGUGCGUGUGUGUGUGUGCGGAAAAAGAAUUAAAUUUACAAGAUAUAGAAAACAGUUUAAUAAUCAAGAAACUAAGCCGAGUUUUAGCUUAGAGUGCAAAUAUGAAAAAGACUGCGAAAAGCACACCAGUUAGCAUAGCCAGCAAAAGAAGAAAAGUCUAAGGAUCCGCCACAAACAACCAACAAAUAAACGACAACAACAACAACAACGGCGGCUCAAUUGUCACAAUGAAUAACGCCAGCUGAAGAAGACAUAGUCGGUUCGUUGGCCCCCGAAACCCUUAGACUAGAGCCCCAUCGCUGAGGACUGGUAGUGGUCACCAUGCGACGUCCGAAAAUAUCCCUCAAGAAGUACUUCUAUUUCACACUGAUCUGCGCCCUCCUCCUCAUUUUCGUUUUCAACCUCAAGGAGAGCGAAUUAUGGAAAAUGCGGAGCUCCCGAUCGUCACAAAUAAGCACACAGCAGCAACAGCACCACCAGCAUCUGCAUCAACUGCAGUCCAUGGACGAGGAUCACCCAGUGGCCACCAGUUCCACGCCGGCGCCAGUUGCAGCCACUCUGCUUCCCGAAGUGGCGGAUAAUCUCGUCGAGGAGCCGGAACAGGCGGCUCUGGAGGAGGAGGAGAUGGAGGCGGAUCGGCUGCAAGAGCCGCCGGUGGAGAAGGCGUGGUUCUUCAAGAACGGCGAGUACUAUCCAAAGCCAGCCAGGACCUACAGUAAUCGCAAGGCGAGGAAGCGACAUGCUCCGCGUUUGCUGCCCCAUCAGGAUCCCUAUUCCGAUCGAAUCGUCAAUCAGCUGAUGUACGUGCCGCAUAACUACGAAGAGAUCAAAUCCAGCGGCAAGCUGAAGACCAUCCUCCUCUACAAUGGACUCGGUCCGUGGAACGUGAAAAAGGGCCGCGACGUCUUCCUGAAAGCCAAGUGUCCCGUGGACACUUGCGAACUGACUGCCAAUCGCGAUCUGGCCAGCUCGGCCGACAUGAUCCUCUACAAGGAUCACUACAUUCCCACGGGCAUCCGGCGGCCCAACAAUUCCAAGCAGGUUUCGAUGCUCUACUACCUGGAAUGCCCGUAUCAUACACAGAAUGUCAAGGUGCCCGAUGCCAUCAACUGGACGGCAACCUACAGACGGGACAGCACCAUUGUCGCGCCCUAUGAGAAAUGGCAGUACUACGAUACAAAAGUGCAGCAGCUGGAGCAGGAUGUAAACUACUCCGUCAAUAAAACCAAGAAAGUGGCUUGGUUUGUGUCCAAUUGUGGAGCGAGAAAUGGUCGUCUGCAAUAUGCCCAUGAACUGCAAAAGCACAUCGAGGUCGACAUCUACGGAGCUUGUGGCAACUUCAAGUGCUCGCGGAGCACGGCGGAUAAGUGCUUUGAAAUCCUGGACAACGACUACAAGUUCUACCUGGCGUUCGAGAACUCAAACUGCAAGGACUACAUCACGGAGAAGUUCUUCGUGAAUGCGCUGAACAGAAGGGUGCUGCCCAUAGUGAUGGGUGCUCGUCCGGAGGACUACGAGGUGAGUGCCCCACGGAGGUCCUACAUCCACGUGGACGAGUUCGCAUCGCCGAAGGAACUGGCCGAGUAUCUGCACAUUCUUGAUGCCGACGACGAGCUGUACAACUCGUACUUCAAGUGGAAGGGCACCGGGGAGUUCGUGAACACCUACUACUGGUGUCGUGUUUGCGCCACCCUUCACAACGAGGAGCAGCUGAGGAAGCCCCGCUGGUACACGGAUCUCAACGAUUGGUGGCGGGGACCAGGAGUGUGCACGACGAGAUCCUGGCGGAACUUCAAGGCGCGCAAGGAUGUUAUCAGCGACUCCAGCGACGACUGAGUCCCAGUCCUUGAUGCGAUCCAGAUCGUGGGCAUGGGCAUUGCGUAGAUAAGAGGUCACCUACAGGCAUCAGUGAGUCCUCAGUUUUGCAUAGAUGUUUCGUAGGUAUCACCAUCUCUACUUUCUAUCAGUAUCACUAUCCGCAGGAUGGGUCCAUUUUG